GUAGAUAAUCCACGCGGCCUUAAAGAAAACACUGCUAUGGACAACAUUGAGAAGGCAAAUAGGGGUAAGGCGCUGGAGAUCAGUGAAAAAUGACUGUUUUUUGAUGUUGAUCUGUCAGAGUGCUGUGCAUUGGAUAUCCUGUUCCAGGCUCUAAGAUAGGAGGGAAAGCGUAUAGAGAAAAGUUGUGCGAAAACGCAGGGGAGCUGGGGAAAGACAGAUAAGUGUCUCUCUUCCCGCCGUUUUUCGCUCCUUCGCUAUUGCACUGCCCGGUCGCUUUUUUCGCUCGUCUGCACUGACCGAGAGUCUGGCACAGACUAUGCGCUGGAGUGCUUUGAGAACUAUUCACCUUAUUUGAUGAUAACUGAAUAAAGGAGAAAACUAAAAGGAGCCCUCUACACAGCGUCUUUGUGUGUUGGAGGUAACAAAUUGAAGGAUGAUAAAUUUAGACGUUUCGCAAUGCUGACUUCAUAAGGGAUUUUCUUUAACUUAUGCCAAUCAGCUGACCAAAAAAUAAACGGUUUAAAUUGCAGUGUCCAUCAGAGUUUUUGGCGCUCAACGGUAUCUUUCAUUUAAGAGGGUAUACGCUAUCCAAGUACUAGGUCUGGAUAUAUUGGAAAGAAAUAAUAGAGAGAAAGGGUACGUAGGGUGGUGUUGGGUAUAUACUACCCCCGUAGCCGACCCUAAUAUCUAGCAUUCCUUAGGACUCAGUUCUCACUUAAUUGCUGUUACCGUCGGCAACUGAACGGGUUACUUCUGAUUGUACGCCCUGAGGCAUUUUUUCGUGCUUCAGCAAAGACAUUUAUCUCCUUAUAUACGCGAGGAGCGUUGCUAACCGAGAUGAGGAACGCUGCCGCUUAGGAGGCAAAAAAGAAGUAGAAUAAAGGAAAGAAAUAGAUCCUAAUAAUGCUAGACAAAACUGAUCAUCUUUUUUAGAGGACCAUACAGAAAACACAUUUAAGAAUAUCUUCGAAGGUGACGUUGAGCUAACCGAGAGUGACAGGGAAGGCGUCGACACAAGUGACACCAAUUCUACAGACACAGCUGAAGUAGAUGUCGAUAGUGUUGUCACCAAGCGUAAAGCCAUUAGUUCGCGCCGCCAUCUUUGGAUCAGGAAAGUUAUUCCCGUUGAACUGGGUCCAGGAGCAUGUAAGGCUGAUUAUAAAGAAUAUAAAAACACCGUAGUUCAAUAAGAGAGUGAAUCACCCCGGCCUAUAGCCCACGUUCGAUAUAUUAAAAUUCUCUGACAUGACUCCGAGGCUUUCCGGUCAUUUUUCUACAUUUGGUUUGGUUUUCUUUGUGCUCAAGUCUCUUCUGGGAAUUGCAAGACAAUGGAGCAGUGAUUAAAUUGCAAUUUUGUCCCUAAAGCCUCGAGUCAUAUUAGAAUUUUAAUAUAUCGAACGUGCCCUAAUGUGGUUCCAGAGUCCGGAAAAUUUCUGCUUGUGGAAUCCGGACUCCAGGGUCUUGAAAUCUCCACAACGUUGAAUCCAUGCAGAAUCCAAGACUAAUCUUAGAUUUAGGGCAAUAAUAAUCUGACAAGUCCCGGAGAGGUGAAAACAGUAGAGCUGUAUAUGCUAGUCGGAAAGUAGUCGUUAUGAAGAGUAGGUAUUUCAUGUCCAACUUAGCGAAAAGCUGUCAUUUAAGGCUGGCACCUUUUACUUCACUAGACAAUUUCAUGUAACGUUACAGGAAAUACAUAAGUUUGUGGGAAGGAUGAGACAAAUUGGUCUGGUUGCAGAACAAUGCUAUAACUGUGAGCGUGUCCCCCCCCCCCCCCCCCCCCCCCCCCCCCCCCCCCAGCCCCCCCCAGCAAAAAAAACACUUGUGGGGGGGGCGCCGGGGAGGUUCCCCCCCCCCCCCCCCCCCCCCCCCAAGCAGCGUAUUUUAAAAAAUUUCUUUUUUUUAUCUGUUUUUUUUUUUUUGAUUUUUAUGUCAACUUUAGGAAAAACGUGUCAUUAGGAGGUGGCCCAUUUAUUUUCAUAGACAAAUUUCAUUAAACGUUAAGGAAAAACAAAAGUUUUGGGGAAGGGUGGGACAAAUUUGUGUGGUUGGCGAACAAAUCUUUACACGUGGGGGGUGCCCCCCCCCCCCCCCGGCCAAUCCCCACCCCUGAGAGCUCUCUGAAGAAACAAAUUCUCGUGGGGGUAGGCACGGAGCAUUUCCCUUCCCCCGUCCCCACCUCCGAAGAAGGUUGAUAUUAUAAAAUCAUUGCUUUGCUAACUGAUUUUUCUUGUGAUAAAUAAUAUAAUCCUUGCUUUUUCCUACUCUGCCAAAAAAUGAUCUUAAAAAGAAAACUGCACCAAAACAGAAAAAUAUACACUUACAGCUUCAUUAUAUUUUUCAAUAAUUAAAAAAUUGUUUGACUCAUCUGUUGUCACCAAUAGCAAAAGCGUGGAGCAACAUUCUAAAAGCUGUGCAAGAGAUUCAAAAGAAGUCGUGCGUUCGAUUUCGAAUGAAGAAAAAAGGGGACGAAAACUGGAUACGUUUUGUGAAGAAAAAUGGGUAAGAGCUAUGUUAAAUAAGCGGGGGGGCAGUAUGUUAAAGAGGAAUUAAGUUUAUUUUGGUUAACAUACUAAUACGAAAGACAAAUUAAGUUACACUUGCAUGAUUUUUGAUCAUGUGUUGUAAUUUGCCAAACGUUCUCGACGGGAUUGCAGCGCGUAUAAAUUUUUUUUUUUAAUUAUGUUUAUAAGGUGUUUUUCACCGGUUGGUCGUCAAUAUUUGAAGAAAGGAAUGCAGGAACUUUCAAUUGGUAAAGGCUGUAACAGCAAAGGAAUUAUAUUGCAUGAAUUAAUGCAUGCGCUCGGCUUCUGGCAUGAGCAAUCCAGAUCAGAUAGACAAAGCUAUCUUGAAGUGUUAUGGGAGAACAUAAAUCCAGGUAAGCAUAAUGUCUUAGAUGAACAUAAAAGACAAAUAUUAAUAUGAUUUUCUGAGAUUUAAACAGUUAAGCCCAACCUCCCGAAUCAUCUCUUCGUCUUUUGUAGUCCUGAUAGAACUUAAAUCUAAAAUGAUUUGAAAUAAGUAAACAUGGUUAUAUGCCAUGAUUUUCCUUGUAAAGUCCAACCCCUCUUUACGGACCCUCGCUUAAUACGGUCACUUUAAAGUAACGCUUACGUUAAACUCAAUCCGAUUAACUCACAACAACGAACAACGGCCACUUUUUCCUCGCCCAAACAUUAGAUUUUUAUAGACGUUAACCUCAGGACACUUAUUUGCCAAUAGAAUAGCUUGUUCAAGGCGUUCGGAUAGUGGAGCGUGGCGCGAAGUCCCCAACCUUCCCCCCUCCCGUUUUUUUUUUUCUGCUUACAUCUCUUUGCUCCGUCCCCACGAUCUCAAAGUCGGGAAUAGGAUAAUUUAUCAAGUGUGAGUUGUAAUAAGCCUUACGUUUUUAUGAAAGCGAGAAACCCUCAGAUCGGCAGGGUGUCGAUGUUUAAAAUGCUUCUCAGUCAGCUGAAUAAAGGCCAAUAAUGUCCUGAUUUAUUUCUUUUGUAUUUUUCCGAUAAAAGUCGUCUUUGUGACUUGAUAACAAGACACCCUUCAUACAGACACCCUGUUCAGUAAUAUACGAACACUUUCUGUGCUAGUCCCCUCAUGAUCAGUAUCCGUGAUAACUGAGUUCUUUGACCCUAAAACGCAUUUUUGAAUCUGAGAGAAAACAUAUAAGAUAAUGGAGCGGGUUUGGUUAAUAUAAAUUUUUACUUUACCUGAGCCAUUAACAAGCAUUUAUUAGCAGGCUGGCUUUGGAGCCUACAGUACUGCAGCUACACUAACUGUAAGCAGUGGAAAACUGGUAUAAUGAAGGCAGACACAAAGAGAUCUAGACAAAAUAUUUCCAUUGGCUCUACGCUAACAAAAAACGUUAAAUAGUUUUGGCGUACUUUGACUUCUGUUUAACACCACUCUCUUUACACAGGCCAAAUACAUAAUUUUAACCGCUACAAAAAGAAGAAUUUGGACUUCUUUGGGGGAUCGUAUGAUUUUUCUAGCAUCAUGCAUUAUGGAAACUAUGCGUUUAGCAAGAAUAAAAGACCAACAAUGUUGUCUGUCAAGAAUCCGCUCCUCCAGUUUGGACAAAUUGCAAAGUUGAGCCCAACAGAUGUUCUUCAACUAAAUGCUCUGUACGACUGCAGAGACUGUGAGUAUUUGUACCCUGGUCUCAGUCAUUAACUUUGUAACUGUUCCUGUGAAAGGACCCAGAGGAGAUGGGUACGACAAGAUUUAUACUGAAUUAGCUUUAGAUACAGUCAAACCUCUUGUAAGCAACCACACAAAAUGCGAAGAUUUAAAGAGGUCGCUUACGGCGUCCUUACAGGAGUUGGUCCCAAAAAGAAUCACAGGGGGCAGGAGCGCAGGGGGUCUUUACCGAGAAGGAAAGGGAAUGUGAGAACAUAUCUACUUUUUGGAAAAGAAUUCGUUACAUGCAACAUUUAGUUACGAUAUGUGUAGUUUUUAUUGUCACUGGCAGACUCUGAGUAGUGGAGUACAUUACAAAUAGAGAUCAAACCUUGAGUCGACAUGAUGUCUUACAAGAGGUAAAAACAACGGACAUUCGUCCAAAAAGCUUACUAGAGCUGAUCGUUAAGUUUACGAGAGGUUCAGACUGUAUCUAAGACUGCAAAACGGUCGGUUUUUUUCUCAAAAUCAGUAAAGAAAUCGGUUAAGAGCGGCGUAACAGUCUUACGCGCGCGAAGCGCACGAGCCUCACACGCCCAUAGGGCUUGUGAGGCGAGAGAAAUUAGCGUCUCUCCCCAGUCUUGCUCUCUGUUUUCAGCCUCGUUCCAGACCUUUCGUUUGACUGCUCGCGCGUACUUGAAUACGCAAAAAUACGGACUGUUUUGCAGUCCAGACUGUAUCGAAACUGCAGUGGUGGUCAAUUUUCGGAGGUGGUGGUCGCACAUGGUGAUUCGACUGUAUUUCUCGGCUUUACUAAAAUUGUUAAUGCCAGAAAAGAAUCUGCUGAAGUUUAAAGUUUUUAUGAGAAUACACCCGAAAAAUGUAACCUGUCCUGAUAAAAAGUCCGAUGAGUUGUUAUUUGUGCCUAGAAAAGAAAGUAUUUCAGGCACAACUUUCCUUUGAUUGUUAGCAAUUACCUUGCCUAGAAAGUGAAUUUAACUGGACAAUUACUAACCAAUCAAUAAGCGCCAUCAUGACAAAGAUGGCGUUAUUUCAGUGUGUAAACUGAAGCUGUCCGUAAAGAAUUCCCGAAUUUAGUAAUAUGCAAAUAUGGGUAUGUGCCGCCCCAAAGGGGUAUGGUUUGUUUUUCUGCGCCGUUUCGGUCUGAAAACAGGUAUACACUUUGCCAGGAGCCCACUUUGCCUAUUUUGGUCUGGAAUCGGUUGUGGUGUUCCAGGGAACAACAGGAGUGUACGAACCUACUAUUCUUAGUUUCAAUUCCAAAUGACUAAGAAAUAAGGAGUAACUAAAAAGGAAUUCUAAUUUUAUCUUGCGUUCUAAUCUAAGUAACAACAACAAAAUUCCUGGGAGACCAGGUCUGAAAAUGAGUGUGGAUUUUAGAGGCCAGGUCUGAAAACGAAUGUGGAAAAUGCCAUGUUUUGGUCUGAAAUAAGGUGAGUAUUUGGAGAGCCGGGCGACACAUCCCCACCUAGAAUUCCUUGGAGAACCCUCCCGGGACGCGGCGGUACCUAUGUCCUGUAAGUAACAACGGAUGAAUGCUUCUUCCCUUAUAGUCCCUUUAGGAAGGCCAUAAAAUUUAAUUUUUUUUUCUCUCGCAGCCAAAAAACAAGGGUGGAGUAGCUGGGGAAACUGGAGUCCCUGUGACACAAAUUGUACAAAGGAAAGAGAAAGAUUCUGUUCUGCAGAUAAUAUUAAAAAGUGUCCAGGAGCCGACAGAGAUCGCAUUCAAAUUCAAAAGUCCAAAUGUCCAAACAAAGAAUGUUAUGGUAAGUAAGCGAUGGGCAAGAUAUGUUACUGAUAAACUGUCUUUUUUUGCAAUGAUCGAACCGGUCACUGAGCUUUAGCCACAAUAAAAAUAUUGAAAAUCAAAUGAGGACUUCGACUGCUGUUAAUAACCUAUUAUUGCUUUUAAUAGCAUUUAAAGGCUUCUGUCAUUAGAUUUUCAAUGUAAUUGUUAUUUUUAUAUAUCCUACUAAAGAACAACACACAAAGAAUUAGAGGGCCAAAUAUUUAAACGUAGUUUAGCCAGUGUUUAACAAAAAAGUCAUUUUUAAUUUGCCUAACGAUUUGCUUAACGAUUUUAUUGUGAACAUUUUUAUGAAAGCAGAUAGAGAAGACUAGAAAAGCAUUUAUCUUCUUAAAACCACCCACCAAAGAAGAGAUCUGGAGGUUCAAAGAUUCGUUAAACCGCGGCUAAAGUUAGACCUCGUUUAAAUAUUUGGCCCUCAUUUUGGGUGACACAUGCCGACCGCAAGUGGGGCGUUUUUCCGUUUAAUAUAUCUCGAGGCUUCCAAAUUCGUAAUGCUAAGGGUCUUUGCCCUUCUAGAGACGGACUUGACCAAAAAUGAAAGCCAAACAACCGGCGAAUAUUGCAAAAAGUCUAUGACUUCAGGUUGACGUUCGUCGCUCAAAAACUUCUUUACUUGAACUCCCCAUUUAGCCUGUUCCAGGCUCCAAGAUAGUGGUGAAAAGUCGUUCAGUAAAAAGGUAUUAAAAAGAAUUGCGAAAAACGCGCGGAGGCUGGGAAGAGACAGAGCGCCGCCCCCGCCCCCACCCCCCCCUCCGCACCUUUCCCAAGUCUCGCGCGUCAUAUUUUCGCUUUCCUCGUUUUAAUACGUCCCACUAUACUAUCUGAGAGCCUUGCAUAAGCUACUCCCCAUUACACUCAUGGAACAUCUCCUUUUGGACUCCUUUAUUUAUUAUCUCUAUUCAGGAGACACAACAUUUGGUCCUGAAAAAAUGUUCACAAACCUUUGUAUUUGUUACCUCUUUUGAAGGGACAUGUCCUCUAUUCAGGGGACACUUAGUCCCGCAGGUUUCCCCUGAAAAGAGCUUCCUCUGUACAGGCUGGCAAGAAAGUCUCAAGAAAACAAAAUUAAUCAAAAAUACUAAUUGUUCCUGAACCAGCAAUUAGGCACAAAGAGUACGGUAGCUGACAAUUGAAAUUGAGCGAAUUUGAUUUGAAAAUUACGGAAGACGUGGCGUCGAUCACCGUAGUUAAUUUGCUUCUUGUUUACUCCUUGGUAGAUAUUGGGUUUUCAUAAAAUUCAUUUACUUAUUUAUUUCAAAUCUAGUUCCAAUUGAUGGUCAUUGGGGUAGGUGGGGUCCAUGGAGUAAAUGCUCUCGAAAUUGUGGUCAAGGAUAUCAAUACCAGUCACGCAAGUGUGACGAUCCUAAGCCUCAAUAUGGUGGCAAGUACUGCAGUGGUCCGCUAGUAAAGAUACGACCUUGUACGCUGAGGAAAAGUUGUAAGUGACUAUUCAACAAUUUUUCCUCGAGCCGGAAUGGGCUCUGAGUCAAUAGCCCAUGAGGCCGAAGGCCGAAUGGGCUAUUGACUCAGAGGAUUUUACUAAUUGUUUUAGUAAAAUCCAACUAGUUGGUCAAAAAUAUCGAGAAUGAAAAAAUUUUAGCUAGUUAAAGCUAGACUUUAAUCACUUUUUUUGUCGCCAAAACGCACGCGCUUUUCGCUACUAAUAGGCUAUAACACAUAGCCUAGUAGUAGCUCAACCAAUCAGAACUCAGCAUUGAUAAUGGACCACUAGUUGGAUUUUACUAAAGCUGUAUACUAACACUUAACUAUAACUAUGUACUGUUUUAGCAGCCAACUUUGACACCAAUGAAAAAUAUGCAGUUGUCUUUGUCUGGUGUGUUUGGGAAACGAACGUUGUUUUGCGCCUGGUCACUAUAACAACAUGUGCAUCAAAACGCUAGGCGCCACAUUUUUUUUUUCACAUUAUGUUUUCGCAGAAUGUAAGCUGUUUUGUUGGUUUUUUCCCUUUAUUUCUAAUUUACCUCGAAGUUCAUUUGUAGUUUUCCUUUUUACAUUUCUUUUAUUGUAGUUUUCACCAUCACUGUGCAUGGCUAUAUGCCUGAACUGUUUCAUGCGAAAGAAAAAUAAAUUUUUCUGAGUUGAAGCUCAAUAAUACUUGUCAAAUUAACUGAACCACCGCAGUAAGGUGAUUCCGGCUUCAUAAGUAAAAUCGCUAAAGAUUAUAUGUUCAGACAACCUCUUAAAAACUCUUGACUUAAUAAACUUCAUUUAUUGCCAAAAACGACGAUUUAUACUAACAGUUAUGACUCUGUGAAAUUAUCAGCUCUAUCUAGGCUAGUGUUAGACCUCGAGCAGCCUCUCUUUUUCUUCAGAUUUAGUAAGGGGAGUGCUCGCGCGCGCGAGCGUUGAGCGGCGAAGCCGCGAGACGCGAGAAACAAGGGUGCGUGGUCAUUUGCGUGUCUCGGGUGUUUGCUCAACGGACAAAGAAAAAAGAGAGACUGCUCGUAGUCUAGGCUAGUGUGUACUGCAAUACUAGUAUCAUCCCUUGAUGAUUAUAUCAAGUAGUUGACUCAAUUCAUUACAACAGGUAAAUGGCGAAGAAAACGAAUUACACUGAUUACUGGACAGGACAGAAAGUCGGCAGUUAACAAGCCAAUGCCUGAGAAACUCAAGUUGCAUAGCAACCGACCGAAUACUGGACGAAAGUCAAGUUAACUGCAAAGAACAGCUGAAACGUUUAUAUAAGUCUUCAGGCUCUUUUGAAGCAGAACUUUUCGUCGGAGAUUAACAUGGUAUAACAGGAAUGAGGCUUGUACCAAGCUCUCCACAUUGGGGAUUCAAAACAGGAUCAAGUUUGAGUACCGACCUAUUACAUCACAUAAUUUAUUCUAUUCUCUGUUAGACAGAGUUUUAAUUAACUGCCGGCUCUGGCUCUGGUAGCCAAACGAAUCUUUUUUUAAAAAAAACUGGGCAAAGAACUUUCUUUGGACGUCUUGUUAAUUUUUUUCAACGUUUGAUACGUUGUCAAAUACCUUUUUUUUAACUGAUUUCUGAGUGAGCGUUCGAAACAAAAAAUACGAAUUUCUCGUAUUUGUCACAAUAGUUUUGCUAGGGGGCGAGACUUUUAUAGCCGGAGAAGUGUCGAGAAAUACCUCUGUGUAUUGGCAAAUACAAGCUUGAAAUCUACAACGAAAAGCACUUGUUCUCACUGACUCUUAACACAGAAGCUGUUAGAUUUCUCCUUUUUCCGAAUCAUUUUGCACAGUCUUGGUAUGGUAUGGUGGUUGACUGCCGAUUUCCCGAUUAUACAGUCCACCAUGGCUGGUGUAAUUAUGAUAAAAUUUCGACCCUGCUAGACAGCCUCUAGUAGCUCAGUGGUUAGAGCAUACGAAGUAGAGCUAGGAGGGUCGUAUAAGUUAUGGUGUUAGAUUUCUCCUUCUUCCAAAUUAUGAAGAGUGCCAGGAAUGGGUACUUUUUGAAAUUUGGGAUGGCAGUGUGCUGCUGGAACGUGGUAACCCUUAGCCUACAACCGAGGCCAGACCCUGUUCAACUGCAAUUUUGCAACUUUGUUCUAACUAACUUUGUUCUAAACUAUACAUCAAAUAUCCUAUCCUCCAUAGCUGGCGGUUUGUUUGGCCUCCCAAGUGGGGGGAAAAAAGUUGAGAAAAGGCGCACGAAGCGCGCACGAAAGAGGAAAUACAGCCUUCACCGUACCCUCUGAUUUUUUCCCCAUAUCGGACUAAACUGUUCAAAAACCCUAUCCCUUACAGCUGAGCAUAAAUUUUAAUUAAUUCAUUUUUAUAUUUUAAUAUUAUUUUUAUUAUUUGAAUUUCAACUAGAAAAAAGUCACCAACCGGCGUUGUCCCUUACGGUUCAUUUCAUGCCAUUUAACCUUCUGAUUUCGUCCCGUUAGAGCAGCAACCGCCCAGAAUUUCAGUUAGUGAAUUUCCUGGGCGCGAUCCGUUCAACCAAAAUUUCCGGAAAUUUCGGUCCAAAACUCAAUGGAUCGGUUCGGUCCAACCGGAAAAGUUUCGAAAAAACUGGUCCACCUUUUGAGGUGGUCCUCUUUUCCCGGUCGGACCGGUCUGGAUUUUGGUUCAAUGGAUCGCGCCCCCCAUUAAGCCUACGGAGAGACCAGGGACCCGUUUCUCGAAAGUCCCGGUAACUUUUCGGGCCCGAAAUCAAAUAUUCAAAUCGAAAUAUAAAGAAUAAGACCGCGGAUCCUGGCUAGCAAACUACUCCAUUUUGUUUCAUUAACUGAUAGUUUUAUCAUGUUAGAUGCAAAACUAUUGAAACCUCGAUCUUUAAUGUAAACGGGGACAGCUUACCGGGCCCGUUAAUUAUCGGGACUUCCGAGAAACGGCCCCCAGGAGUCAAGCGGGCACCAACUUAACGCUGCAAUCAGGUCACUAGAGAUAUGAAGCUACGGAAACUAGGUAACAAUGCGGCCGCAUCACGGAAGAACCGACUAAGGGUGCUCUCGAUCAAUCAUAUUCUGGAAUAGCAAUACGCAAAACUUUUGUUGCAAACCUCCAAUGCCGUAAUUUGUUGAACCACUUAUAAGCUACAUACAGCGGAAUGUUUUCUUCCAAGCAGAUUUUUCUAGAUGAUGCAAUGAAAUGAACGCCAUAAUAUUGUGAUAUCUAGGGUUAAUGCCAUUUGACUAUUUAUUCUUAUGUACAGUGACAGAGAAGUGGCUUCAAUACCUGGUUACAGUCGUUACAGCUAAAAGGCACAAAGGACUGGUCGGUAAUUUUUUUAAAUUAAGCUUUAAAUUGCAGUACCAUCAGUAAUAACUAGUCAUCAGGCUUUUCUUUCUCCUAAGAACACUUGAUAAGGUCAUUGAUUGACUAUGAAAUUCACUUAUCUGGGUGGAAUGUUAAUAGUUUCAGGCGUUUUUGAACUACAGUGAACCUGUUGUAGGAACAGUUAACGAGAAUCGUUCUUAACGCUUGAGUGAAACCAAUAUUCAAGCUAAUUCAUAUUUAAUUUGGCGUAGCCGGUAAAAGCAUGGCAUAAAAGUCGGAGUAUUACAACAAAACAUAGAGUAACAGUAGUUUAGAAGUUGAACGUUUACUUUUCAAUAUACACAUCGGCAAGUGAAGCAUUUGUCGUCUUGAUCACCCGAUUAAACUGUAAGUAAAUCGUCUUGCCAGACAUUUUAUUCAUACCACAUUUUAUUAACGGUUAACCUGUAAAUCUCUUUUUCUUUGAGGUGAUAUAUACUUUCACAGCACAUAUAUUUUUGCAUGAAACUUAUAGGCUUAUACAUCUUAUAUUUCACUGGGCAGAAUUUAUUGGCUUGAAAUAUGAUUCUAUUCACACUUGUUCUCGUAAUGAGCGUGGAAUUUGAAUUCACCGACUCGAUUCCGUGGAAAGAGGCUGUCAAUGAAGACGGUAAAUAUGUGACUCUUUCUCUAUUUAAUAUGCUGGACAAACAGCUUAAUGAACACUUUGUUUUAAUAUUUGUUGUCGGAAACGGUUAAUCAUUUUAUUGUGUCUACCUGCUAGUUAAGUCUUCUUUCGCUCCAAAACUGAUGAUUUAACUGCGGGGCGCUUGGAUUGUAAUCUUCAGUAAUUACACUAGCGAGCUACUAAUAAAUUUAGCGACAGGGCAGCAACCUGGAUGAAAAUCUUAGGAUCAUAUUCUAACAGUUUCUGCAUAUCAUGGUUUAUCGUUGCAUUGUACCCUUUCAGAGGGUUUUCAUAGGUUAGGAAAAGUCGUUUCUGCCGGUCUCUCGCCCCAUAUUCGACUUCUUAUUCAACUUCAGUAACUCCUGACCUGUAACCAUUAGUGAAGUUCUUCAUAUUAAGAAAAGUGUCAAAAUCUCAAUUUAGCCUCUCAAACAAGAAUUGAAAGCUCAAGAAUGUCUAUGUCGGUAAGCAAGUCUUAGGAAACAGAAAAAUCAAAUGCAAAGGAUCGGAUUGUCUUCAAUUUUGGACCUCUGGAUUUUGGAAUGUGUACGGCUGAUCAUUUCCAUUGUAAAUUCGCAUCACUGCAGUUGAAAUUCAGUUUAAUUCAGUUUAAUUUAUGAAUCCAAUUCAACAACUUUUAGAUAACAAUAAUCAUAAUUUGCUCCAAGUAAACUGGUUUAGGCUAGAAACUGGAAAACAAAAAAUAUAAUUAAAGAAACAGAUUUAAACUGAAAAUAUGUGAUGGGAAAUAAUCGAGACAUGUGUAACAAGUGGCGACAAGACCUCAGCUGAAAGGUUUUGAUUUGUAAGGAUUCCCUUUCUUGAUAUAUAAGUCACUUAAGUCAUAGUUAAUGGAGGUGACUGGUUAUGAAGCCCGGCAAACAUCAAAGGAGCAAACAAAGAUGCCAAGAUUUAUGUUAGAAGGUCCACGACCCUGCACAAUCUUUUGUUUUGCGUUCAUACGUUAUGCAUGAAUUACGUAACCAGCACGUUUCUAUUGGUUAGUUCCUCAGUACGGAGUAAACAACUAUUGUGUUUUGUGCAGGGUCAAGGCCAAAAAAGAGAACAAAAACAUACAACAAAGAACUUUGUCGGGUUUCAUAACCAUUCCCUCUAUUAACUAUGCUUAAGUCAAAAGUAUAUUGAGUUUGAUCGUCCUGGUGAACGUAGUCCUGAAUAGGACUGUUGUUGUUUACAGUGAUUGACGUUUCGACAACCUGUGCGGUAGUCAUCUUCAGAGUCAAAAGCAUGGGGUUGUAUCACAUCAAUUUCAGUCACUUAGGCACAGUUCAUGGACAUGACGUGUCGUCUUCACCAGUCAUCUUAAUUGUUUUAACCCUCGGACGUACACGAAAAGUCAUACCCCCACAGUGGUACAAGGUGGGGGAGGGGGUCGAAAGACCCCCCCUUGGGUUUUCGAUAUGUUGCAAUAUUUCGAAACGAUUUUGCCUUCAGUGGAAAGCCUUUGAUCUUCUCUACAAGAUGAACUAUUCUGGUGGCCAUCUUGGAUUUUAUCAAAAAUUAGAAAUCAGGUAAAAACAGUCGACAGAAUUAAUACUUUUUUUUUGCACUUUACGUUUGAAAUAACACAUAAAUAAUUACUUUGCACCAUUUCAUCCACAAGUUUUUUAUUGUUGAAAUAAGUUGAAAGAACAUGCAUUUUCACUCAAAAAUGGCCUGACCACCUGCAACUUAUGACGUCUUAUCUUGUAACCAUAGUAACUGACCAUCACUAAACUUUGUCUUUAAAUGCGCGCAAAAAUAAACAAACAUCCACAGAAAACUUCAGGUGCUGAUGUUUUUUCUUCUAGGAAAAAAUCAGAAAAACCUUAGGGGGGUGUCAACCACCCCCCAACCCCCUCCCCCCGCCACCUCUUUACGUCCGAGGUAGCUUCAGAAAAAUGCAUAGCACAGUUGAUAGCAUCUUCACAUCAAAAAUGCUUAUUGACAAGUACGUGAAAUCUAAACCGCAGAAGCUCCGAAAACCAACGUGUUUAAAAAUCAACUCUCACGAGUAGAGGCGAGAUGCACCUCGCUUCUCCUUGCGGGUGGCGGUUUGCACUCUCACUCCACUAUCCCUAAGGAAAACGAGAGACUAUUUGUACUUUACCAUAAAGGUUGUUCUUUGUUCUUUGGGCUAUCGUAGCUUAAAAAUAAAACACAAACAGCGGUGAUAAACAUUGCGAACUUUCGCUUUUUAUAUAAACUUUACAUUUCGUAUGCUAGUCAAGAUACAUCUUUAGAAGUGAUCUGAAGUGACCGUUACAGAUUUGGCAAAAAAGGAUUAUUAACAACAAUGUUGGUUAUAUUUUAUGGGCAAAACAAGAAAGAAGUUAUUUAAGUUUAUUGAAUUACUGACGGCUGGCGUUGAAAUAUGUUUUUGGCAUUUCUUUAUAUUUUUGCUAUCAAAUGUAAUGUGUUUUUUUAAUAGAUAACCCACGUGGCCUAAAAGACAACACUAUUAUGGAUAAAAUUGAAGAAGCAAAUGAGGGUAAGAUUCUAGUGACAAAAACAACAAGGUUCCAAUGCUGUUGCUUGCAAGUUCUCCAUUUAUGGCGAGAGAAGGGCGAACCGCGAGAGAACGCGCGAGUGAGGGGCAAACCCGCGAGGUACGCGAAGGUGGCUUCUCGCGACUCCCCCAAAUGGAGAGAUUUGAUCGCAGGCUAACGCCUCUUACACUUGGGCUCUGCAGGACUUAUCACAAUGGUCCCCUCGCAGCAAUCUUUAAUUUGUCCCCAGGGCUAAGGGAAAGCCUUGGGAACGAGGUUGUCCGUUUCAAUGAUGUCACGCAACGCCCCUCCUCACAACGUGACGACACUAAAACUGCUAAAACGGCUGCGAGGAAAGGAGGGAGGGAGACUAAAAGCUAACUUGACUUUAUAAUAAAUCAGCUGCGCUAAAAAGUCAUGUCUGUUUUCUGCUCUUUGAUUGAACAUUGCUUUUCUCAGUUAAAAGCCGUCGCUAGAUAGACUUGUUAUCUCGACCCAAGCACCGAGACACCCUCUGAGUGCAAGCAUUGAGGCCUUUUAAUAAUUGACUAUUUUCCAAUUCCCCAUAAUACACUCUGUCUGCCCCCCCAAAUUUUGCAUAACUUAUUGUCUUAAAAUGCUCUUGGGAAAAUGCAAUACUCCCAGGAGCAUUUAAAAACAAUGGUUUAUGCAAAAUUUGGGGGGCAAACAGAGUGUAUUAUGGGGAAUUGGAAAAUAGAGAAUGGGCUUUUUAGGGAUAGUGAAACAAAUAAUUUAAAUGGAACAUAAUAUGGCUAAAAAUUCCCAACUGGUAGGAGGCGAACUAGCUGGCUAUUUCAUAAGCUUGGCAGAGGAUUUGAUCUUGGGACUAUUGAGAACAAAUCCAGCUGACGGUCAUGGCAGACUUGAACUCGGGCCUCCGAAUGACAAGUCCAUCACUCUUACCACUCGGCCACGGCAAUGAAAUAAAUAAAAGCAAGAAAAAAAAAUUCCUAAUCAAGCUAGACAAACUGAUCAUCACUUUUCUACUUUUGUUCCCAGAGGACCACGUAGAAAAGAAAUUCAAGAAUAUUUUCGAAGGUGACAUUCAGCUGACCCCGAGUGACAAGGAUGGUGUCGACACAAGUAACACCAAUUCUGCAGACACAGCUGAAGUAGAUGUAGAUAGCGUUGUCACCAAGCGUAAAGCCAUUAGUUCUCGCCGCCAUCUUUGGGUCAGGAAAGUGGUUCCCGUUGAACUGGGUCCGGGAGCAUGUAAGGCUACCUGAAAUAAAUUUUUAAUUUCCAACUUUGUUCCCUAUUUCUCUUCUUCCCGCGCCCCGCUUCGCUCCAAAAGAAGAGAGAUUCUAAAACCGAGGAUAUUCAAACUCUGUACAAAAAUAUUUCUCCUCGAACCCUGAUUCAAACUGACAUCAACGUAACAAUAAACUUGAAAGUCUUACUAGAGGAAUGAUCGCUGUGAAGGGGGGUGACAUUUAAAGACGGCAGGAGUCGAAUCUAUGCCCUUAUGAUUUCUAGUUCAGAUCAGUCUACCACUGAGCUACAGAAAACUCGUGGAAGCUAAGGCCAAUAAACUAGUAGCUGAUUUGUUACUCAGUUUCAAAUUUUUAAUCUUUCCUUGAAAAAUACGCACUAACAAAUAAAGGAAAGAGACUCAGAUAGAACUUUAUUGUUAUGGUUAUACUAUAAAUGAUCGAGCAAAAGGGUUUGACUUGUACUAAACUUGUAUGUUUAUCAUUACACAUAGCGAGGGCUUGGAAUAAUAUUUUAAAAGCUGUGGACGAAAUUCAAAAGAAGUCAUGCGUUAAAUUCCGAAUGAAGAAAGACGGCGACGAACAUUGGAUACGUUUUGUAAAGAAAAGUGGGUAAGAACACUUGGACGUGAUGUCUACCUAGAGAAAACGUCUGAGGCCCGUUUUCUUGAUUUAUUUAGACAUAAAAACAAAGGUAGGAUGAAAAAAGAUAAUUAGUUAAUGUAACUGUUUUUGCUUUUUUUCUCAAAACAAUGGAUGCCAUAUUUGCUGAAAACGCCCCGUGCAACAAAAGCAACUCGCGGCGGUAAUGAUCUUCACCGCCCAUGCGCUUUCUAACGAGAUCUCUCAGGCAAUUGCGGAGGUAAAACUGUGUGAAAAAUUGCGCCACCGGUCAGUAACACCUGUUUGAGAUCAAAAAACAAAAACAAAUAAUUUUUUUUCGUAAAACGUGUUGCAUAUAUGUGAAAGUACCAACCCUAGCUUUAAGCCUGUUUUGCUUAGGUUUUGCCAAUUGUUUUCGUUGUCGUCUUCAUGAGUGCAUGAUUUUUUAGUUGACAUGUAUCUUUAAAAAUUAAAUUGCUAAAAAAAUUAUAAUGGCUUGGAAGGGGGUCUACCCGGAAAAAUUGUUAACUAAAAUGAUUUCUUCAAAACUGAGAUUAUAUUGAGAAUGUGAAUAUUCUCAUAUUGAAGAAGAUUCAGGUCUCUAGCGUAGCCAUGUAAAGUUUCAAGUAAACGUAAAUACUCAGUACUUUUUGACAUUCGUCUUCUUCUGUUAUUUCAUAUGGUGACAAAAUAUGAUAUUCCAGAACAAAACGUUUAAACGUAUAAAUUGGAAUCAUCAUCUUCAACUACAACAACAACUUCGUUUUUAAAAGAACAAUGUAAAUUUUUUGAACAAAUGGAUGCCUCCCUCCCCCGGCUCGUUAAGCUAUAAAUUGUUAGAGGAGUAAGCAGAAUAAAAAUUUAGCUAAAAAGGGGAAAAACUACAGUAGUAUUAUGUCGAAGUAUACAGUCUGAGUUUGUAUAAAUUUAUUAGUGAAUUCAACUAUAACAAAAAGUACGACUGAUAUGCGUCACUGACCAAGCACAAGUUAAACGGGUGAUAAUGGAUAUUGGCGAGGCUCUGCUUUUUCUCUUUUUGCGUUUUUUUUGGACCGAGUUAAAGCCGAUGUAAUCAUGAUGGUUUUAAGGGUACUAAUCCGUUAGUUAGCAGGAAGAGGCGGAUCUUGGAUGCUUAUGUGUGAUCACGUGGCCUGUGUCAGGCUCUCAGAUAGUAUGGUGGGUACGUACUUAAAUCGAGCACUAUCUCGGAGCCUGGAACAGGCUAUAGUGAUUACGUAUAGCUACGCGUAGUGAUUAGGCUAGUAAUCACGUAGACUACGUCUUCCUUUCUCAUUUUUUAAGGUGCAACUCGCCCGUUGGCCGUCAAUAUUUGAAGAAAGGGAUGCAGGAAUUGUCAAUUGGUGAUGGUUGUAACGAGAAAGGAAUCAUUUUGCACGAAUUGUUGCAUGCGCUUGGCUUCUGGCAUGAACAAUCCAGAUCAGACAGAGAUGACUAUCUUCAAGUUUUGUGGGAGAACAUCGAUCCACGUAAGCCCAUAUGAAUAUGAAUUGAACAUGAAAUACAAAUAUUUGUUUGAUUUUAGGGAUGAACCACAUCCCCGAGGUGGCUCUUUGCACUUGUUGUAGCCUCGAUAGAAUUCGAAUUUAAAAUGAUCUGAAAAUAAAUAAAUAAAUAAACUGAAAAAACGAAGAGGGCAAAAGCAGAGUAGUCGGAUAAAAACCUCUUAGAAAGAGGGCGGAAGGAAAUAACAAACUCGACACACUGGCUUCGAUCGUCUUAGGCAUUCGAGCCCUAGGCCACUUUGGUCGGAGACGACUGCUCUCACCACUGCCGGCGUCACUCCCAGGUUACUGGAUCGAAUACCGAGUUGAAUCUAGCCACCUCCAUUGCGAUUUUUCUCAGACUACCAAUCAUUGCCAUCUCUCAGACCAGAUGUUAGUUCUUUUCAAGAAAACCUGUACUUUUAGGUCGUAAUAUAAUGGUAUCAGAUCCAGGAAGGAGGGAAACUUCGGUUUGUUUUAGCUAAAGAAAAGGGACAGGGCUCCAAAUAACAUUAACAGCAGUGAAAUAAUGUUCUCCUGACCCUUUACGACUUUUCUUUCUACACAGAACAGUUACAUAAUUUCAACCGCUACAGAAAGAAAGACAUGGAUUUCUAUGGGGGAUCGUACGAUUUUACAAGUAUCAUGCAUUAUGGAAACUAUGCGUUUAGCAAGAAUAAAAGACCAACAAUGUUGUCUGUCAAGGAUCCGCUGCUUCAGUUCGGGCAAAUUGCAAAACUAAGUCCAACAGAUAUUCUUCAACUGAAUGCUCUCUACGACUGCAGAAGUAAGUAUUCGUACUCAGGUCUAAUCAUAACUUCCAACACUGACUGUAAGAUAUCUGGGUUCUAGAGAACGAUUAGAUUACAGAGCGUUGUCACUAACGUGGUCAGUACGGUGAUUAUGCAAAUUUAUUGGAGCAAAGUUCGUAAGAGUUCUUGCAAAGGAUUGGUUUGGAACACCAACAUGAUGGCCUCGACGUUAUGUGAAAACCCUUUAUGAUAGAUGAGGCUUUGUAAUUAAGGCCGGUAAAUUUGAAUUCAUUAUUUUAUAAAGGGGUGUAGAUGAAUGUUUCAGCAUGAGCUUGAAAUAAUUUCUUUAAAAAAUUAAAAAAGGAUGGAUGAAUUUAACAGAAAAAGAAAUAAGGACAAAUCUUGAAAAAAAUGCAAUAAGGAGAAAGCUAAUAAAAAAUGCAGUCUCUUGCGACUAUAUCUUGCGAGAAACGUAUGCCAUUAUCCAUAUUUGUCUCUUCCAGCUAAAAAAAGAGGCUGGAGUAAUUGGGGAAACUGGAGUCCUUGCGACAAGAAUUGUACAAAGGAAAGAGAAAGAUUCUGUUCUGCAGAUGAUAUUGAAAAAUGUCCAGGAGCUGACGGAGAUCGUAUUGAACUACAAAAGGCCAAAUGUCCAAUGGAUGAAUGCUAUGGUAAAUAAACCAUUAAGUGCAAUCAAAAUUUAGAAAUCGAUGUGGUCCGCCAGGUAUUAUAUAGACACAUAUAAGGGAAUAUAAGGGAAUACAAGACAGUCUUGGAUUCCGGAUUACAGAUACUGGAUUCCGGAUUUUUUGUCGGUGGAACUUGGAUUCUGGAUUCUAUUCCGGAUUCCACAAGCAAAAAUUUCCCGGAUUUCGGUAUCCGGACUUCCCUUAUAUGGGGCGACAAGCCCAAACAUCUUUUGAACGUACCAAAAUUUGAAUCUGACUCAGGCUUUAAAAGAAACUAGUUGAGUACAAAAAUACAAAAUAUUGGAAUAAAUACAAAAAUGAUAAACUGGCAAAGAGAGCCCUGACCUACCACGAGGCUUUAUAAGGCCUGGGCUCCCUAGAGACUAACAAAAAAACAGAAACAGAAAAUAACAAAAGUACUAACUCGCGGAUUUUUUUUUUCCAGUUAAAUCAAUCAUAUACUUAUUAAAAAUAAGUUUUAAAAUGGGUGUAAUGAAAAAAGUUUUCGGCAACUGAUUUAUAUUCUGAUUUCGCAAUGUUUGUUUGUUAUUCUUCUUCUUCUUCUUCUUUUUUUUUUUUCUCUUUUUUUUUUUCAAAUCUAGUUCCAAUUAAUGGUCAUUGGGGUAGGUGGGGUCCAUGGGGUAAAUGCUCCCGAAAUUGUGGUCAAGGUUAUCAAACCCAGUCCCGGACUUGUGACGAUCCAAAACCUGAAUACGGUGGCAAGUACUGUAAAGGACCUCUGGUCAGGAUACGACCUUGUAUGAUGAGGAAACAAUGUAAGUAA
Molecule: messenger RNA, 19368 nt
Organism: Porites evermanni
Lineage: Eukaryota; Metazoa; Cnidaria; Anthozoa; Scleractinia; Poritidae
Source: the annotation of a GenBank genome assembly